Adelges cooleyi (spruce gall adelgid) is the source of this 5154-nucleotide messenger RNA. RefSeq lists its product as uncharacterized. Lineage: Eukaryota; Metazoa; Arthropoda; Insecta; Hemiptera; Adelgidae. Bases 278 to 3775 code for a protein of 1165 amino acids. The record is from RefSeq and is a predicted model, not a curated record. The transcript is spliced from 14 exons.
GGCAUAGACGUGGGUUCGGCCCAAAGGUGUUGAGCGGCACAGCCAACGGGCAACGUGCUCGAUCGCGAGACAUAUACUUACUUGCUUCUUACUUGACACCUUACUUACAACAGUAUACCGUCGCCGUCCGUCCGUUGUGGGUUUUGGGUAGGCGAAGGCCCAGAAAUUGGCUACUCCGCCGGAUUAUCUAAACCGGAAGCAGAGCAACCUGACCGGACGAGGAAGUCGUGCAAACUACAUCAAAGCGAUUGGAUUCGAGACGAGCAACAGCACGACGAUGACGAACCAAAUACACCACGGUCGAAUCGCCUUUGUUCUGGUGUUGUUAGCAGUGCAAAGGUUUUGCUGGACUGUUGCUCAGCCCCAAGCCGGAGUCGGUGUCACACGAGACGGUUACCGUGACUCCGGUUACCGUGACCCCGGUUACCGCGGUUGGUACCGAGCAGACGACGAUCCGGUUACCGGACGGCGAGUGUCCAAACGACAGUCGGCAGCGGCAGCGACAGACGUACAAGGAGAUCAUCAAGACCAAGACGAAGGGGAAGAAGAAGAACAAGACGACCCGGUGAGCACUGUGGUGGUGACUGCCGUCCGCGGGUCUGUCGCUUGGAUGCCUUGCGAUAUCGGCGGUGGCAGUGUCAACAAUCUAUUACCUUCACCUCCCAAAAAUGCAUUCACGGCAGCCGGGGAGAAAUCCGAGGACAGGGCUUACAUGGUGCUGUGGUUUAAGUAUCACAGCCGUCAGUUAUCGCCGUUGCGUUAUGACCACAACGACAAGCCGGACAGGUUGCCGACGGGAGGCAAACCUAUUUACAGUUUUGACGUGCGCGGCCGACCAUUGGCCAGUGCGCUGAAGUGGUCUUCGGACGAGACAAACGGCGGUUUCGGGGCUAGGGCGUCGUUUGUGGUGUUCAACAGCGCCGGCGAAUUACUAUCCCGAGGGACUCCCGUUGAUGACGACGACGGCCAGCUGAACCGGGAAGACGACCAGGACUCUUCGUCCGCGUUCCAGGGAAUACCGGAUAAGAACGAUGGAGCUGCUCUCAAGGUCACUAACAUAACGGAACAAGAUGGGGGCGCCUACAGGUGCCGAGUGGACUUUAAGGAUGCGCCUACGCGGAAUUACAGAAUAAUCCUACGAGUGAUCGUGCCGCCGGACAAAAUGGCGAUAACCUACGACACGGGCACGGUCACGGCAGAGAUAACGGAAAUUGAAGACGACCAAGACGACGUGGGACCGGUACCGGAAGGCGGUCGCUUGGUGUUGGUGUGUCUGGUCCGAGGAGGGAAACCAAGACCGCGGGUACGAUGGUAUUCGGUAAAGCACGGCGGGAUGUCUUCACUUGACGAGAUAACCGAUUCAACGGAAGAAGAGUCUUUCGGCGCAGACGGUUCGGCGGUGACAGUAAGGAAGUUCACCAUCAAACGGCUGGACCGGAGCCACGCAAACAGCUCAUACGUGUGUACGGCUAGCACGGACAAUAUUAAAGAUUCCACUCUGCGCCGGACCGUCGGCAUAAAUAUGUAUUUAAACGUGCAACGGGUAGUCCUGAGGGAAGUGCACCAGCUGGAUCCGCCGGCCAGUCCGGAAAUAGUGGCCGUCAAGAGCGAAUACGAUAAGUACGACGAACGACAGCAGAACAUGGUGGCCGGCAAAUGGUACACGGCCGAGUGCGUGGCCGAAGGAGCCAGCCCCAAGGCUACCAUUCAGUGGACCAUAGACGGCAACGGCACGCAGUCGGGGGCCGUCGAAGAAACGGCAUCUCAGACGGCCAUGCGGUUGACGGUCAUCAAACAAACCAGCCACAGCAGUACCAUACGGUUAAGACCCACGCCAAACGAUGACGGCCGUUACUUGCGUUGCCGCGCUUGGAAUCCCGAAGUCAUCUCCACCAACGACAAUAACAUGAAAAACGACGCAGUGCUAAUGAACGUCAUGUAUCCUCCAAUCGUAAAACUGAGUUUGGGUCAUACGUUUGAUCCAAAUAGAAUCAAAACUGGAGAUGACGUUUACUUUGAAUGUGCCAUUUCAAUGAACGACGGUGGCGGUAGAGGGGUUAAACGGCAUCGCAACAGGAUAGAGUGGUAUCAUGAAGGCAAACCGAUAAUGCAAAACGGCAGCAGCAGCAGUUCAGAUAUUACUAACGUACUUUUAAGUACCGGGACUCUGGUCAUAAGAAAUGUCGGUCGACAUCAUUCCGGCCGGUACACUUGCCAGUGCAGCAAUGAACUAGGAAUAGGUCGAUCGCGACCAGUCCUCUUGCGUGUGCGGUUCGCCCCGGUAUGUGCUGACGACAACGACAGUCGGCGACCAAGACUUGUGGGAGUCGAAGGUGUGGGAGAAACCAACGUGCACGUGACCUGUCGGGUGCGGGCUGACCCCGAGGACCAGGUGCAGUUCGAGUGGCUGGUGUGGCCAGGGGCCGUAGCCGCCGGGGCCGCGGUCGGUAUCACCGGCAAGCACCACCACCACCAUCACCACCACCACCCUAACAUCCACGACCUGGGAGCAAGUGCCUCGGCCGCCGACAGUUACGUGACGACCGCGUUGUCCAGCAACCCGAAGAACGACACGUCCGCCGCCAUGGUUGCCUACGGCCAACUCGUUUUGACCGUGAGCGCUACCCGCGAAGUACCGCAGGACAUGUACGCCGCAGAAGGGUCGGCUGUCAACUCCAAGGGAUCGUCGUUGAAGUCACCAGCAGUGCUCAACACGGUCAGUUGCCGAGCGACCAACUCGGUCGGACGGCAGACGAUACCCUGCAUUUACUACAUAACCCAAGCGGCUGCCCCCUCCCAGCUGACGGGAUGUUUGAUCAAGAUGCCAAAGGAUCACGAGGUCGCCAGCGCCGUGGACGAUAGCGGCUCGCAGAAGCUGCAGCGUAGACGGUUUUCGAACGAGGCAAACGACGACACCGCGGUGAUCAGCUGUAACGCGGGCAACGACGGCGGCGUCAGGCCGGUCACUUACUCUCUCAGGGUGUACGAGGGCCUGUCGACGAGUUCGCAGUACAACUACGGCGAACCCAACGCCGUUGACGAGUACGAACAGACUCGGCGCCGUCGCAACGAAUGGCUGGUGGGCAACGUCACCGGCACCGUGGUCGAAGGCAGCAACCGGGUCGAGUACGUGGUCAGCCGACAGCUCUUGCAGUUGAAAAUCGGCGACAGCGACAACCGAAGGUACUUGAGCUUGUCGGCGUACGCAGACAACCGGAUGGGUCGCGGGCCAGAGACGCGGAUAGGCGGAGAAAACACACUGUCCCUCAGGCAUCCAUGGUGGUGGCAAGGAGGUUAUGAAGAGACCAGUACGAGAACGGCCGUUUCCGGCACUUCUUCUACCGAGUGGUGGAUCAUGUUGGGCGGCGGCAACGGCAACCGAAGGAAUAAGAACGCCGACGACAACAGGGGCACUUCGUCUUUAGGCAUAUUCGUCGUCUCCGUCGGAUCCGUGUUGGCGUUGGUCGUGUUAACGUUGCUUUUGCGGAAGAAAAUAUGCGCAAACAGAUCUCUUGCCGAGACCGAGACGGUCAUCGGCUCGAGCCUGAUCGCCGGGGCAAACGGCAGUGGUGCCGACGACCAGCGUGCAAACGGCGCCAACAACAACAAGUACUCUUUGUUUUCUCAACAGCAGCUAAACGGUUAUCCCCAUUUGGACGUGCACGGGAUGCCAGCUGGCGACGCACCGGACAUCACUAUACAACAGGACGUUUGCAAACCGUGUUUCGUUACCAUUCCAGACAACGGGAUUCCCGGACCGGAGAGUUGUGUAUAAGUUAUGGUAUUAUUAUGGUAGAGUUUUUUUUUUUUAUUGUUUUUGGCGCGUGAACGCUUCGACUGAUGAUACAUACAUAGCAAAAAUGUAGAUUAUCAUUAGCGACUAUUAAACCUAUUAUUAUGUUCGUAGUGCGUCUUCCCACACGGUAGUCUUGUCGUUGUUCAAUAACAAGUAAUGAAAACAGUAGAACACAAUGGGUAUAAGUGACAUUUUUAUUAAUUAUCAUCAUUAUAUCAUAACAAUAAUUGUGUGUACAUUAGUUGACGCGAGAAAAACAAAAACCAAAUAAUAUGCUUGCCUUUAUAUUAUAUACCGUACUAUUAACUAUUUUAAAAGACAACUGAUAGGCAACGUCUAAAUUGACAGAUUCGCAUAGCUUGGGCUGUCCUCUUGAGCUAACGGAUGGCUAGUAGUUAGAUUUUAAUUAUGGCAAGGUGGAAAAUUUCCGUUUUGGUCACCGUAGUAACUAUUUUGUGGGAUUCAUAAGGGAUAAGUGGACGUGGAACAGUACUCAAGUGUGAUAGUACUUAAGUAUUCAAUAAAUCGGAGCGAGUAAAAUAUAAUAUAGGUAUGGCUUACAAUAAUGGAUAGGGUUGGAAAUGAUCUGGGCCGCUAAUUGGAAACAAUUGGCUAAUUGGCCGCUAAUUUAAACUUUUAAGUGCUGUUUGGGGUUUGUUCUAAACAAAUGGGGAAAUCUACAUUUGUCUGUCUACUCAUCAUGUAUUUCGCAUCACCAAUUAUAUGCCACUAUGUACCAUAGUCAUCUUGAUAUCAUAUAGCAAUUUCGGGCUAUCAAUAUAUAUAUAUAUAUAUAUAUAUAUAUACACACACAUACUUCCCAUACCUCUUCUUUCGACUAUAGCUAGCUCAAUAAUUCUUAUCCUUGUUUGGCUCAACACGCGCAUUUCCUAAAUGCGUUUCUUUAACUCUGUUUGCCAACAGCUUUUUAUAAUCAUCUUAUAUAGCCUCAAUCUACUUCGGCUUACAUUCUCUACAGUUUUAUUUUGGCCGUAUUUCACUACCUAUAUGCCAAUAUUAUCAUAUGAAUGGAUAUAUAUUAUUAGCAUUUCAACUAAAAUACAUUAUUACCACAGACUAUGCAUAUGUAACUACUAGAUUAAUGUACAGCUCUACAUGGUAGGUAUUUAGAAAUCUAUACAGUUUUUCUAGUUCCAAUAAUGGAAUAUUUUCUUAGCAAUUUUACAACACUUUUUGAUGGCCACAACGGAAAUUCAAACCGGAAGAGUUAUUUUGAACAGUUUUAAUACAAGUGCAAUCCGUAUAAUAUGAACAAUUGAACAUAUUGUUGUAGGAAUUAAUUGUGAGCAAUUAAUAAACAUGUUAUUUAAUAAAAAACUAUCAUUGUUAAUAUAUUU